CAUGCGCCACGAGCGUUCGAAUAUUCCCGCCAGUGGCUCUGCAAUGAUGUCGGCCAGUGCCUUCAGCACCCUCGGAUGGAGUACAUUCUCAUGUACAUUCUUUGUACAUGUCUUGAGAACUUCAGGCACAGUGGCAGAACUCUUUACUUCAAAGGUCUUCCGAACCAGGCCCCUUAAUGUAACGACUGAGAUUUGAGUUGGUCUAAGAAAAGGUCACAUUUACCCAAAGAAACUUGUCUGCCUAUGUCCUUACACCAACACAGCUAUGACCUAUCCCCCUACAACUGAGAUAUGAGGCUUUUUAAGAACUUCUUUCUACAACUUUGUCUGCACCAGACUUUAUUUCCCCAAGCCUUCUACCAGUGCACCUUCAACAGCGCUAGCAAUAGUAAAAGUCUUAGUACCCAGAAGCACCUGCCACUGCUGUUUUGUAACUGCAGUGUUAUCUAGAUCACAGCUGAAAGCUUAUAUACAAUACAGUGACCGAAAGUUUGAUGACCAGUUGUCUCUACUUCAUCUUUUAUUAUUGGCAGCGGUGGUGCUGGACCACUGAAAGGAAAGACGAGACAUUUGAGGGGGAAAUCUCAAGUAGCUGUAACCUAUGCUUUUCUUUCAUUUAGUUUUAUUUUUAUUAAUUUUUGAGCAAAACUGCUGCUUGUUUUAUCUAGUGUAGACAUGGAAGAGUAAGGUAAUUGCCUUUUUGACUCGCAAGAGGGUGCAAAGAAAUUGGAAGUAAUUGCUGCAAUGAAGAUUUGGAGAGCAGAGUAAAACCAGAACAUGUUUACUUGGGCACUGGCAGUCAUUGCAUAUAUAACUGCUUAUCUGGAAAAGGUUCCCCCCCCAGGAAGGAAAUGGUUAUGUGCAUCUUUGAGAUGUAUUCAACUGGAAAUGACUUGCCAUUGGAAGUAUUCUUUUUAAUUAAAUAAAGUAGUUACAUACUCUGUGAGGUCUCUCUUUUUUUCCUUAAAGCACUGAACUUUUUUCUUUAGAAAUCAUUUAUGACAAAAAUUGGUCUGACAGCAGAUAAUGGUCAAUAUGGAAAAUUACUAGAAAGUAAAAUAGAAAAUCACUUUGUCAGACAUAAGUAAUAUGCAUGUCACAAACUCAUUCAAGUAUUUUACUUUGAAAUACAGUGAAGCCCGUUAAACUCUGCAAGUGCCCAGCCUCCACACAUUUCUCGUAAUAAAAAAAAAAGGGGGGUGGGAUGUCUAGAUGAUGUUGAUUAUUCACUAGAAAUGUCCUCAAAAGCCUGGGAAUAUUUUAAAGUAGUGGUUCUCAAGCUCAGGUCCAUACAUGUUUGUGAUUGUAUAGAGCAUUUUGAGAAUUAAGCUUGGGGGAACAGAGUCUGAGACAGUAUCUGUCUAGUGAAGUACUCUUCAGAAUAUGAAUGCUGAAGAACUACUGUUGGGGGAAUGUAUUUAUGCAUUAGAAGUUUGCCUGUUUGAGGUGGCCUUUCAAGUAUAUUUCACUGAAAAAGACAGAGUAAAAUGAUUAUCCAAUGAAUAUAUCUAAUCAAGUCAAUCAUUUCAAAAAUCAAAAGCAGAGGGGUCACUAAGAGAACAGUGAGAUAAAUAACCUAGGUAAGGCCUGGUGAUGAAGUACAUCAUGUAACAAAACAAUGUUUGUUUCUUGUAAUGGCAAAUGGGGAGGAAAAAUCUAGUGAUAGUUGGGGGUGUACUGAAAUAAGGAUAGGUCUAGGAGAGGAUGAGAGUGAGUAUUGCAAAGAGGGUGGCAGAAGUGUGAGCCGUCUGCUGGAAUAUAAGCAUCUUGAAAAGAUGAAUGACAUUUUCCUCCAGGCCUUGAAAGGAUAUUAGAUCCAAACAUACUUUCAGUUUUAACAUGUAUAGUAAAGAGAAAGUUAGGGAGCUCCCGAAUGGGAGUGGAAAGAGGAAGAUUGUCAGAAGACCGUGAGAGAAUCAAAAUGAAACUAGCUCCCUUCUGUUUAGAGUAUCAAUUAUCAUUAUUCUGCAAGUUUUUUCAAUGCAUGAAACAAUGCUAGACUGAAGGUAACAAAAAGGAUAAUACUCCACGAAAACAGGUAUUUCAAUUUUAAAUCACUGCAAAAUCAGACUUUUCUCUCUCUCUCUUUCUUUCUUAGUGUUACAGUCUGUGGGACACAGAUCCAAUACAUGUUAAACCAAGUCUACAUCAAAAGUCACAAGUGUUAAUUUACUGUGACUUGUGCUAUUGAGCAAAUAAUAGGUACAACAUUUGAUCACUGAAUCUGGUUCAACUUUUACUGUUUUGCAGGUGAUGAAACAUAUUUACCAGACAUCUGUUAGCUGGAUGUUUAACCCUGCUAGCCAGAGCUAGAUACGGAAGGACCAUCUCUGGAAGCAAAAUACAGGAGAAAUGCCCUGAUGAAAAGGCACGACUUUCUGUAAUGGAAGAUGGAAGACAAAGGAGCUCGUGUUGCUGACUACUUUGUUGUAGCAGGACUGACAGAUACUUCAAAACCACUGGAAGAAGAAAUUCACUUCAAUGAUGCUUGCCAUAAAAUUGCUAAACCAAAAGAACCUAUCACUGAUGUGACCGUAAUUAUUAAAUCUCUGGGGGAGGAAGUGCCUGAGGGAUACAAAUGCAUCGAUGUUACACCAUCUGGACUAUCGGCAGAUCUCAAUAAUGGGAGUCUUGUGGGGCCACAGAUAUACCUUUGUUACCGGAGAGGAAGGGACAAGCCUCCGCUUACUGAUCUUGGGGUAUUAUAUGAUGGGAAAGAGAGAGUAAAACAGGGCUGUGAAAUCAUUCAAGCCACUCCAUACGGUCGUCCUGCUAACAUUAGUGGCGGUGCUUCGUCGCAAAGAGUGUAUAUUACCUAUCGAAGAGCAUCAGAAAACAUGAUCCAGAAUAUGUUGGCUGUCACAGAUAUAUGCAUAAUUAUACCAAGUAAAGGAGAAACCCCUCCACAUACAUUUUGCAGAGUUGAUAAGAAUCUCAAUAGCAGUAUGUGGGGCUCAGCAGUAUACUUAUGUUAUAAAAAGUCUGUGGCAAAAACUAAUACCAUAUCAUAUAAAGCUGGUUUAAUAUGCCGGUAUCCUGAAGAAGACUAUGAGUCCUUCCCAUUACCAGAAUCUGUGCCUCUCUUUUGCUUACCCAUGGGUGCAACGAUUGAAUGCUGGCCUCCUAAUAGCAAAUACCCACUUCCCGUAUUUUCUACGUUUGUAUUAACUGGAGCUUCAGCAGCAAAGGUAUAUGGUGCUGCUAUUCAGUUCUAUGAAGCAUAUCCUGAGGAGAAUCUCACAGAAAAACAGAAAUCUCAGUUGGGGUUAAUGACGACUGGAGAUGGGAAGCUGGAUAGCUCCAAAACACUUCAGACUAACAAGUGUAUAUGUCUUCUUUCUCAUUGGCCUUUUUUUGAUGCUUUCAAGAAGUUUCUGACAUUCCUAUAUCGUUAUUCCAUCUCUGGCCCACAUGUCUUGCCUAUUGAGAAACACAUUUCCCAUUUUAUGCACAAAGUUCCUUUUCCAUCCCCUCAGAGACCCAGAAUUUUAGUUCAGCUAUCACCCCACGAUAACCUGAUUCUUAGUCAGCCUGUAUCAUCGCCUCUACCACUAAGUGGUGGCAAGUUUUCUACGCUGCUUCAGAACCUAGGACCCGAGAAUGCAGUGACGCUGCUCGUAUUUGCUGUAACGGAACAUAAAAUUCUCAUCCAUUCCUUACGCCCUUCAGUCCUUACUAGUGUGACAGAGGCAUUAGUCUCCAUGAUAUUUCCUUUCCACUGGCCAUGUCCGUACAUACCACUUUGCCCCUUGGCAUUGGCAGAUGUGUUAAGCGCACCAUGUCCGUUCAUAGUCGGAAUUGAUUCAAGAUACUUUGACCUCUAUGACCCUCCACCAGAUGUUAGCUGUGUGGACUUAGAUACCAACACCAUUUCUCAAACUGGAGAUAAAAAAACUGUUGCCUGGAAGAUCUUGCCAAAGAAACCCUGCAAAAAUCUGAUGAACACUUUAAAUAACUUGUAUCAACAGCUGGCAGAAUUGCAGCAAAGACCAAGAGAAGAUGCAUUAAUGGAGUUAGCAAUGAAUGACUAUGAUUUUAAUUCCGGCAAGAAGUUGCAUUUGUUAGAUUUAGAAAUCCAGGAGGCAUUUCUGUGUUUCAUGGCCUCAAUAUUGAAAGGUUAUAGGUCAUACCUAAGGCCAAUAAUGCAAGCACCUUCUGAGACCGCCACAGACGCAAGUUCCCUCUUUGAACUGCAAGGAUUCUUAAAAAGUCGAGAUCGGUCACAUCAAAAGUUCUAUACGUUGAUGACCAAAACCCAGAUGUUCAUUCGCUUCAUUGAAGAGUGUUCUUUUGUCAGCGAUAAGGAUGCAAGUCUCGCAUUUUUUGAUGAUUGCGUAGCUAAAGUAGACAUGGACAAGACUGGUGAAACACGCCUGAUAGAGCUGGAUGAGUCUUACAAGAGUGAACACACAGUGUUUAUAACGCCACCCGAGAUCCCUCACCUACCCAAUGGGGAAGAACACCCUUUGCAGUACAGCUAUAAUGGAUUCCCUGUGCUGAAACUAGAUUUAUUUGACCGAUUUGAAGGGUUCCUGACUACACCAAAUAACAAACUGUCCUCAAAAGCCAGUAGUCCCAAUAGCCCAUCACCAAUGUUCAGGAGAACAAAACAGGAAAUAAAGUCAGCUCAUAAGAUCGCUAAGAGGUACUCCUCCAUCCCUCAAAUGUGGUCCAAGUGUCUGCUGCGUCAUUGCUAUGGCCUGUGGUUUAUCUGCCUUCCGGCAUAUGUGAAGGUGUGCCAUUCAAAAGUCAGGGCUCUGAGGACCGCGUAUGAUGUGCUACGAAAAAUGCAUGCCAAAAAGAUAGACCCACCUGAUGAGGUGUGUUACCGGGUGCUCAUGCAGCUUUGUGGACAGUAUGGCCAGCCAGUGCUUGCAGUGCGAGUCCUUUUUGAAAUGAAAAAAGCUGGAGUUGACCCUAAUGCUAUUACCUACGGUUACUAUAAUAAGGCUGUUUUGGAAAGCACUUGGCCUUCGAGCAAUAGAGGUGGCUAUUUUCUAUGGAUGAAGAUACGAAACGUUGUAUUAGGCAUUGCACAAUUUAAAAGAGCUCUGAAAAAGCUACCUGCAAACAUACCACAUGCUGCUCUCUCUGGGGGAGUUUCAGAUCUUGGAAGUAACUCAUCAUCUAAAGAAGAAGUUAGGCAAGGGAAACCCUCUGUUGAAGAUAACCAAGAACAAAAAGAGGACAAGAAAGAGAGUGAUUCCAGCUCUUUAUCUGAGGCAGAGAGUGCAAAAGGAAGCGGCGACUGCCUUCCUAAGCUCAAUUAUCAAAAUUCCAGUAGUGCAAAACCGGCUUCCAGCAUAGUCCGGCUCAACGGUCCCAUUGACAAGUCUGACAGUACACCAGGAGAAAUGGGCGCUGAAACCUCAGCAGGGUUGUUGUUCACGUCCUCUUUUGAAGAUGCCAACGGAGCAGAAAUUAUCCACAGUAAAACCUUAAGAAAGAGACAUAAAAGUGCAGUGGAAUCUGACCUAAAACAGAUGGCAUGGGCAAGCAGGAACCGCAAUCUGAGUGGAGAUGCCCUCAUGGGGCUCAUGAUCAACAGGAUUAAUCAGGAAGCAAGCCCUGGAGAGAUUGUUGAAAAAUUAGGAGUUGAUGCAAAAAUCCUAUCCAAUGUGUUCCAGAAAAGCAUAAGGCCAAAUACCCUUAACAUCAGGAAGUCGUCACUAGGCUCCGAGAGGGAGAGUCUGGAGAAGGAAUCCAGUGAUGAGGAUGCACCUUUUGACGGCAGUUUCGUAGACAAAAUGGAGUCUCCCGUUAUCUUUGAUCUAGAAGACUUGGAUGCUGAACCUGAGCCUAAAACAGUAAAAUCUUCUAUUGAGAAACUAAAGAGGCUUCAACGGAACAGUAGCCUUCCAGUUAAACCAAUUGAAAAAACAGACGUUGAAACUGGAUUUGAUCCCCUAUCCCUGCUGGUGGCUGAGACAGAGCAGCAGAAAGAGGAGGAUGAGGAAGACGAUGACAGAAGUGUUUCAACCCCAUCUGCGAGGCGAGAUUUAGCUGAAGAAAUAGUAAUGUACAUGAAUAACAUGAGCAGCCCCUUGACGAGCCGCACACCGAGCAUUGACUUGCAAAAGACUUAUGAGGACAAAACUACUAGUAAGAAGAGUCCCACGGCAGCCCAGCCUUGCAGAAGAUCCAGCCUUCCCCAGAACUCCCCCAGGCCAAGUCUUGCCAAAUCUAGGAGUUAUCAUCCUAAACAUGAAGCACGGGCAAGGGACAGGCUCUGGUCGUCUCCAGCUUAUUCUCCAAACAGUCCAGCAAGGGAACAGUCUCAGGAUAUGGCUGGCACUUUAGCUCUAGUAUCGUCACCCUCCUUCAACUUAGAUACGCUCUUAACCCCCACAUUUGAUGUUCUAAAAAGCAGCAUGUUUUCUGCUGGGAAGGGGGUUGCGGAGAAGGCUAGCAAGUGGUAUUCCAAGUUUGCUAUGUAUGCUGCAUCCUCCAAGGAUCAAAAUUCAGACCGAGCAAGUAUUUCAUCUCUUGGAGCCCUGGAUUCAGAGUCUACCUCUCUAACUGAUGAAGACAUCUGCAAUGACUUAGAAGGUGCUUCUCCUCCUCAAGAGAAUAAUGUCACCUCAGAAAUUAAGGGAAUGGGUCUCAGUAGAACGAGCCUAGAAAGCUCAGUUUCCCAUGAUGGCUCAUCCAAGCAGUUUGAUCAGUCUGGUUCCCUGUCGAAGUUCCCCUUGCCUGACAAAUCAGAGCUGGUAUCUUCCUGCAGCACAAGCAGCACCAGCGUGUUCCAGAACUAUGCUAUGGAGGUCCUCAUCUCAAGCUGUUCGCGCUGUCGAACCUGUGACUGUCUGGUUCAUGAUGAAGAAAUCAUGGCAGGUUGGACAGCUGAUGACUCGAAUCUCAAUACCACAUGUCCCUUCUGUGGUAAUCUGUUCCUGCCCUUCUUGAGCAUAGAAAUCAGAGAUCUCCGACGACCUGGACGAUACUUUCUGAAGUCCAGUCCAUCUAUAGAGAAUAUGCAACUCCUACCACCAUUUUCAAAUCAAACGAGAAGGGCCUGUAACUCUUCUGCCACUGCUGGUCCUGCUAUAUCUGUGAUGUCCAUUCAAGAUGAUGAUAACACAAAUUGCAAAUCUGAAGAGCAAGACAAUACCUGUGCUAGAAGCAUCCAGAUCCCUUCAGGAAGAAGGCAAAAUCCCACAGGACCAGAAUGUCCAAGCCACCCUGUAGCACGAAGUAUCAGCACUUACGGUCCACUGGAAGAAGAUGAGAAGAAGAACCGGAAACUCAGUCAUCUUAUUCCCACUGGCAGCCUACCUGCCACUUUGCAAGGAACAGAUCCCCUGGCGCUAGAAUGGCACUUACCCAGUCCAGACCCUAUAACCGUUCCUUACCUGAGUCCUUUAGUAGUAUGGAAGGAGCUUGAAAGCUUACUUGAAAAUGAAGGAGACCGUGCGAUAACAGUGCCAGAUUUUGUAGACCAUCAUCCUAUCGUGUUUUGGAAUCUGGUGUGGUACUUCAGGCGGCUGGACCUUCCUAGUAAUUUACCAGGAUUAAUUCUUUCUUCUGAACACUGUAAUAAAAACUCAAAGAUUCCACGGAAUUGCAUGUCGGAGGACAGUAAGUAUGUUCUCAUUCAGAUGCUGUGGGACAACAUGAAGCUGCACCAGGACCCGAGGCAGCCCCUGUAUAUUCUGUGGAACGCCCAGACCCAGAAGUAUCCAGUAGUCCAUUUACUGCAGAAAGAUGACGACUCCUUCAAUCAGGAGCUCUUGAGAAGCAUGGUGAAAAGUAUCAAGAUGAAUGAUGUCUAUGGGCCUAUGAGUCAAAUCCUGGAUAGACUGAACAAAUGGCCACACAUUAAAAGGCAGAGGAGCCUGUAUAGAGAAAUACUAUUUCUUUCCCUUGUUGCUCUAGGAAGAGAUAACAUUGAUAUAGAUGCUUUUGAUAGAGAAUAUAAAAUGGCCUACGAUCGUCUCACAGCAAAUCAGGUCAAAAAUACUCAUAACUGUGACAGACCACCAAGCACUGGAGUGAUGGAGUGCCGGAAGAUUUUUGGAGAACCAUACCUUUAAAUAAGAAGUUACAAUGUGAUGUAGACAUGUAAAAUGCCACUUGGGUUACAAAGAUCAUCUCUCGGUCAUUGGUGUUCAAAAGUGUUUCCAAUGUUACCAUGGCAGAAGGCCCUGGAGAAAUUAAGCCUGUAGAGAGUUAAAGAAAUGGCUGUGGGGUGAGGAACAUGCCAAGAACCAUUUCCCUGUUCCUUCUCUGCUCUGCUGAUCACUUAGUGAAGUGGGGGACCCCGACCUAAAUUAGAUUUUUAAUGUGGAACAACCCUUAACAGUCCUUUGAGAACUUUUGGGAGAGACAGGCACAAAUAAUGCACUGAAACAAGCAUGAGCGAAGCAAAUCCCGCAAAAUCUCUUGUUUACAUAGCAUAUUGGCAACGUGGUGAAAAGCAGACAGAGCUGUAUUGUAUAGCCUGGUCAUUGUGUAUAGCAAACUGAUAUUUUUUAAAUUUUUUUUUAAUUCCUAUAGUGAAUUUUAAAGGAACUUAUUGCAUAAGCAAUACAGUGCUCUUUUGUUUCCUCUCAGUACGCUGCUGUUCAUAGUAACUUGUCCUGUUAGUUUUUGGAAGUCAUUUGUUUUCAAAGUAGUCUAGAAAUUUCAACACCACCCUAGAGAAGACUCUGGGGUCAAUAUUUCACUUGUGCACAUACAAAAGGAUGUACAACCACUGCAGUCAGAUGAAGUGUGGCAAACGUGUGUGAAGUGAUGGUAACUAGCACACUGCUGCCUUUGUAGCGAUCCCAUGCCGAAUUCUGCAGAGAUCCCAUGCGCACAUGGAAGGAUCCCAUGAUGUAUUUUGAGGGCAUCCAACACUACUUAGCUGUCAGCUAAGAUAUAUAUGUAUAUACAGAUAUAUAUGACAAGGUGUAUGGUACAUAGCUUACAAAACUAUCUCCAUAUAAUAUGUACAGCACCACCUGUGUAGGUGUUUGAAAUGCCCUAAGUAUGGCACUUGGUUCAUGCUUGUCCAAAGUUCCUUUUCUUUUCUAAUCAGAAACUAGAUAUGAUAAGUAUGCCGCAUAAGAUACAUAGGGAAUGUAAUCUACUAGGGUAUAUUGUAUAUAAUUAGAUGUAUUUGGAAUGUCUGAUUGUUUUAUUUCACAGGCAACCUAGUACAACCCAGUAACUCGUUGUGUAAAGAAGAAUGAUGCUGCAUAACUCCCCACCCUGGAGUCCUAGCUUCUGACAUACGCUUUAAAGGUCUAGAAUUUCAGAACAUGUUACGUUCCCUCUCUCUCAUGCACAGACAUGCACAGUGCACUUCUACCCAUUAGAAAGUGGGAUACAUAGAUAAGGUCUCAUAGGUCCUAUAUGUUAGUACCUUCCCUCACCUCUUCCCAUGGUGGAAGUGGACCCUUAAGUCUGAGAGAUGGAUGCUACUGAAUUAGAUCAGAACAUCCCGUAUUUUCUUGCAUACCACAUGUACCCUUCCCCCUCAAGAUCAGCCCCCCAAAACUGGGGGGUGUGUAUUAAGUGAGGAAGCUGCUGGAAAGAAGCAAGUCUGAAGACACUAUGUAGGUCAUGCAGGUCUACACGUGAUCGCCAGCUACAUCGCUAUAGCUGGCACUCCCCCCGUAUAGCGCACCACUGGUGACAUAGCGGCAAAAUCUAACCAUGCGCCGCGUGCACAGUGCAGUAACCGCCUGCGACGUGUAGACACACCCUGUGUCGCACAACCGGCCAUGGGUCUGGAAAUUUUUUUUUUCUUGCAUUCUGCCUUCUAUAAACAGGAUGCGUCUUUUAUUUGGGGCAUGUUGUAUGCAAGAAAAUACAGUACUUACCUGAUUUGAUUCUUGCUUUGAUCCUAUUGCUUUGCUUUCAGUUCGGGGUUUGUGUGCUUGUGUUAUGGUAAUCCUGGUUGUUUACUCUUAACAAAAUUAGUACCCAUUUCUGUUUAUAGUAUCUUAAUUUAUUCCCAUUAGCUUUUAGGCUGGGUUUACUUGCCUGCAGAUACUUCUAAACUUCUCUAGUUUACAUGAGCUAUCAUACAGCAAUAUUGAACUGGAAAGGCUCUACCUCCAUGUGCUUUCUUCCCUUCGUGCAGCUCCAAACACUGUCACCGAUAGACUGGAACACUUAUUCCCACUGGAAUAAGUGGGACUGGAACCAUCCUAUUCCCACUGAAGCAAAUUGUAAAAUGUUCGUUGACUUCAUUAUUGUUAAAUGGAAGUAGGAUCAGGCCUUGAGGCAUUGAUGCGACGUGUUGCUGCUGUGGCACACUAAAAAAAGCCAACAGCAUCCUGGGUUGUAUUAACAACUACUUGCAAAUCAAGGAAGUGAUUCUACUAUUCAGUGCUGGUGAGGCCUCAGUCCUGUGUCCCAUUUUGGGCCCCACAGCUCAAGAAGGACCAAGGGCCUGGAAAGGAGGACAUACAAGGAAAAGCUGAUAGAGGUAGGGUUAUUUAGGCUGGGGAAGAGAAAACCUAGGCGGGAUUUGGUAAGUCUUCAAAUUCCUGAAGGGCGAUUACAGAGAGGAUGGAGAUGGGCUUGUCUCGGUGAGUGUAGCAGACAGUGGCCUCACACAGGAAGGUUUUAGAAUUUGUAGCUCAGCAGUUUGAUGCUACAAGCAGGAUUCAUCUUGCCCCGAGUCCAGUCCUGUUGGCUAUGGCUGAUACAAGCAGGAUUCAUCUCGACUCAAGUACAGUCCUGUUGGCUACGCCUUUCCUGGAGUAAUACCUCUUCUUUGACAUGCUGCUAAAUAGGAAGCUAGCUGAGCUCAGAUAGUUCUUUGUUUGAGGUAGAGCUAAUAAUGUCACAUUGUCACCUGUUUAUCUGGUUAGUUUAGUGUAAGCACGUGGGAUGCUUUAUUUUGCAGUUCCCACUUCUUUAAAAUGUUUCAUAGUUGAUAGGGUUGGAAGGGACCUGAGCAGAUCAUCAAGUCCAACCCCCUGCCAUGGCAGGAAAGAGCACUGGGGUUAAAUGACCCUGGCUAGGUGAUUAUCUAACCUCCUUUUUCCCUCAUGUGGCAUAGCUACUCUGUAAUCACCCAGUCCCAUGAUAUCAGCUCCCUCGGUAUGCGGUAAAUACACGCUCACUUCAUUCUUCUCAACCCAUGUGCUGAAUCCACAGUAACUGCUUUCACACCUACUGGCUAUAAGUACCCAGUAACAUGCAUGCCUGUGCUGCAGCUUGCAGUGGCUACAUCGUACUUGCCAAGUAAAAGGUGCAUACAAUAGUUGUCUUGUAGGUGCAUGCUUGCCCUCGCAUUGUGCUGUGCAGAAGUGUCCACAGCCCUUUUUGAUCCCAUUUUGUUCUGCACUUACUACUACUUGAGCCAGUGUUUUAUAGCUAUGAUAGCUAGCUGAUCCUUUAUACCUGAUAGCUAUGAAGGAGGAUAGGUUGUUUCCUCCAGAGCCACCAGUGGUUGGUGUUGCAGGGAUGUGUAGACAGCUGCAAAGCGGGCUCCACCCCUUCAUGUUUUAGACUGGCUCAAGCCUCCAAGUCUGGUCCCAGAGCCAAGUCUGUCUUGCUGGUUCCUUCUGCAGCAGCUGGGCACUUGUGCUGACGCAGGAAUACAUCGGCGUUCCCCUUUCGGCCCAGCUGCUGAGUACUAGCUACCACCUUUGUUUUAGAAGCCCAGACAAGUCUGCCAGCUUGUGCAGGUCUGAGAGGUCCUAUCAGGAUCGCUGAGAGCACGCACCAUAGCUUGAGGAGCGGUCUGUGGAAUUUUAUUUUGGGUGAGCAACUCAGAAGUGCGCUGGCCCCUUCUGCCUGCAUCUCAGACACCUGGCUGAUGUUCAUUUGUGCAGGCUCUAAACAAAUGCCUUGUUGGACUUUCCUUUCUCGAGUGAAAUCAUUACACUUACCUUUGGAAUAAUCCUUUCACAGCCUGCUGCAAGGCAUCCUGCUGCAGAAACACAUACGAGUCCAUGGCAAUACUGACCUACUUGUAGAUGAAUGGGAAGCUGUUACACCUUGGGGUAGGUCCUGGAAGGCAGAAAGUUUUUAAGCAUCAUACAAUCCAAUAUUGAAAUAAUUUUCAAACCUCAGUUUUUUUAUUGAAAAGAAAUCAGUUUGAUUCUAUUUUCCAGUACUCCAAGGAUGGAUAAAUGAGAAUAUUUGAAACAUGUAUUUUCUAUUUAAAAUUUUGUAUACCGUCAAACCCUUUUCUUCUGUGUAAUGAACAGUGUUUCUUUCCAAUAACUUUAAACAAGGCUUUUUACAUUUGCAGUGCAAUAUACUUGCUUUUUUUCUGGAUUGCACUGUAGCAGUGGAGGGAAAACCGCUGUUAGAGGAAAAAAUAGCAAAAUGCUAUUGUGGCCGAGUUAUUUCUCCAUGAGUGCUAAAUAGUGCCCCUUGCCAUGAAUUUUGCUCUUGAUACAAUUCUGGCCUUUAUAAAUUAGAUGAAUUCUUAUAUUUCCACUAAAAUUCAUUAAAUAUUUUCUUUUUACCCCAAAAUUAACACAAAAAGAAUUUUGCCUGUAAAAUCUUUGUAUAAGAAAUGGAAGGUGCAAUUGCUGGUUUCAGACAGAGGGAUAUUUCUGAGUAUUAUAAUCUCACUGGGAUUUCAAAAUGGUACUCUGUUAAUCUGCAAACAGCACUUUUUAAAUGAAUGCCUGUAGAUUUGUAAAUAUAUAAUGUUUACACUUUAUUUACCAAAAACAUCAGUAUGUUGGAUGUUUAUUUUGGAUUGUAAUUCAUUUAAAAUACAUAGGUCAAUGUUCACAAUGAUGGGGAAAAAGAAACUUUUUCUGUCUCAUCCAAAAAGAUAAAAUGGAUCUAUUCAGAGUUUUACAAUAAAUCCAAUAAAAAACUAAAAUAUCUCAA
Molecule: messenger RNA, 12795 nt
Organism: Alligator mississippiensis (American alligator)
Lineage: Eukaryota; Metazoa; Chordata; Crocodylia; Alligatoridae
Gene: DENND4A
Product: DENN domain containing 4A
Exons: 31
Coding region: 2391-8033 (1880 amino acids)
Biological process (GO): regulation of Rab protein signal transduction
Cellular component (GO): cytoplasmic vesicle
Molecular function (GO): protein binding
Source: RefSeq, a predicted model, not a curated record